Molecule: messenger RNA, 607 nt
Organism: Cotesia congregata
Lineage: Eukaryota; Metazoa; Arthropoda; Insecta; Hymenoptera; Braconidae
Source: the annotation of a GenBank genome assembly
UAUGCAAUAUUUUUCAAUUAUUUGCAAGACACCAGAACAAUUAUCGUUCGUAAGAUCAUUCACCGAUAACCCUAUUAUCGUUGUUUUAAAACUAACGCACAUUCUUGGCGAAUCAAUUGACAUUCUGAUAACUGCUGAAGAAUUAUCACAAUUUAAAGAUGCCUUAUCUUUACAAAAUAUUGAUUACACUAUAAUCAUCGAGGAUGUUGAACAUGCUGUUCAACAAGAAGCCUUACAGAAUAGAGUCGCUCGCUUGAAAUCAUCUCGUACUUGGUCCAACAAACAGUCACUCGAGCCUUUCAAUUAUUACGCUCAAUAUAUAACAUUGUUAGCAAAAAAUUACAGUAAAAUCGUAACUCUUCAAAAAAUAGGUAGUUCGUAUGAAAAUCGAACAAUUUAUGUUGUAAAAAUAUCUUCUGGUGGAAAAAAUAAGCCACAAAUUCUUAUUGAUGCGGGAAUUCAUGCUCGAGAAUGGAUAGCACCAUCAACAGCUUUGUAUUUGGUACAUCAACUAGUUACCAAUCAAAGCAAUGCUUACCUCUAUAAAAAUGUUGACUGGCUAAUUAUACCAAGUUUAAAUCCUGAUGGUUAUGAGUAUACUCAUUCG